Messenger RNA from Euleptes europaea (tarantolino), 1764 nucleotides. RefSeq names its product tubulin tyrosine ligase like 2 (gene TTLL2). The record is from RefSeq and is a predicted model, not a curated record. Gene Ontology annotation, biological process: microtubule cytoskeleton organization; protein polyglutamylation. Gene Ontology annotation, molecular function: tubulin-glutamic acid ligase activity; tubulin binding. Gene Ontology annotation, cellular component: cilium. NCBI's taxonomy places the organism in Eukaryota, Metazoa, Chordata, Lepidosauria, Squamata, Sphaerodactylidae.
AUGUCAGUCUGGCAAAAAGUUGAUCAUAAUCCCCCAAAUGACCUGUUUUGCACUGCAAAAGAGGAAAUAAGUCACAGUGCUGCAAAUAUGGCAGGUCGGAGGAGCCCAAGGAAAGGAAGCAAAAGCUCUAUAACAGCAAAACCUGUUGAUCCAGAAGGGAGUACUAAACCACUAGUUUUUCGGGUCCAUAAUGGUGCUCCUGCAGUAGUCCGUGAAGUUCUACUGGAACGUGGUUGGAUUGAGUAUGAUGAGCAUGAGCAAGACAAAGAAGACUGGAAUCUGUAUUGGCAAAAUUACCCUUUCCGGAUGACAGACCACAGGAGUAUUAAGCCGUGGCAACGACUCAACCACCACGCAGAAACAAUCAGGAUCACCCGGAAAGAUUAUUUGGCAAGGCACCUGAAACGCAUGAAGGGAAGUUAUGGAACAAACCUUUAUGAGUUCAGUCCAGCUGCAUUCAUCAUGCCGAAUGACUACAUUAAAUUUAUAACAGAAUAUUCCAAGCAGAGGCAGAUUCCUGGCAAAAAGCAGAGCUACUGGAUCUGCAAACCCGUUGACAGAUCUCGUGGAAGAGGAAUACUCAUUUUUCAUGACAUUAAAGACUUUGUCUAUGAUUGCACGGUCAUUGUGCAGAAGUACAUCAGUAAUCCUUUGCUUGUUUCUGGAUAUAAAUGGGAUCUCCGUCUCUAUGUCUGUGUCACAAGUUUUUGUCCCCUCACUAUUUAUAGUUAUGAAGAAGGUUUGGUGAGGUUUGCCACAGAGAAAUUUGACCUUGGGUCCUUGGGCAACAUUUAUGCCCACUUGACCAAUACUAGUAUCAAUAAAUUUGGACCUUCAUACAGGAAGGAUAAAGAUGUCAUUGGCUAUGGAUGCAAAUGGACUUUCAGCCAGUUCCGAGCCUACCUACGUAGCCACAGUGUGGAUGACGUACACCUGUGGCAGAGGAUCAACCACAUCAUCAUACUGACCCUACUUGCCAUCACUCCGUCAGUGCCUCUUACAUUUAACUGCUUUGAACUCUUUGGGUUUGACGUCCUGGUUGAUGACAAAAUGAAACCCUGGCUUCUGGAAGUCAAUCACAGCCCGGGCUUACAUUUAGACUGUGCCACUGAUGCAACUGUGAAGAGAAGGUUACUCCAUGACGUUGUUGACUUGCUGAACUUCAAGGAGAAUGAUCAUUUGAGAAGACAGAAAGGAGCUGGUAGGAGAGUUUCGUGUUUUAGUCGAUCGCAUUCUAUGUUGACUACCCGAGCAGAAGACUCCUUGGAUUUCCUGGCUUGUAGGAAAGGAAGCAAGUCUGCAGCUACUUCCCCAUGCUCAUCUCUCUUGCAUGUAAACAAAGGAGCCCCAAUAUUUGAUAGAAUGGGCAGUGCUUCUCCCAAGAAAACUUUAACCUCUCAGUUGCGCGAAAGGAUGAACACGCCAAAAACACCACUGCAAUCAAAGCCACAAUAUAAAAGCAAAUCGACAUUAAGUUUUAGUCAUUCGGUGUGUGAACCUGUUCCGUCUGCCCACUGGUUCUGUUCACCUGAGCUCUAUAACCAUAAACCAGCUAUCCCUCCAUAUUUUCUCUCAGAGAAAGAUAGGAGACCAUUCCCUCGAGUGGGAGACUUUGUCCUUAUAUUUCCUUUCAAUGAGGCUGCCCUCGAAGCAUCUAGGAAUGGAAUAAAUGUCAAAAGCAUAAUUCAAGAAAUACUAAAAUUAAUGAACAAAGAAUUGCAUUCAGAGCAUCAGAAACUAAAUAAAAGAUUAUUUAAUCUGUAG